Messenger RNA from Zootermopsis nevadensis, 1681 nucleotides. RefSeq lists its product as uncharacterized. The record is from RefSeq and is a predicted model, not a curated record. Lineage: Eukaryota; Metazoa; Arthropoda; Insecta; Blattodea; Termopsidae.
GAGGUCAGGAAGAAACGUUCUGAGUCAUUCGUAGUCACUUCUCUGUUUAGAUGUGCGUGCAGUGUACAAUUUUAUGCCAAGUCAGACUUUGCCAUCUGACAGCCAUAAAUAAGUGACGACAGCAUACGGCAGAAAAGUAAUCAUAAAUGAUUAUGUCUCAUAAUGUUUAUGAAGUAUGAAAGCGUUCACACCUUUAUUACAUGAAAGAAAUUGUCACGAGAAUGAUGGUAAAAACUAGCAGCGGCUCUGUGAAAGACCUUGAAGUCCUAGGAAGGAGUCGUCUGAGUUCUGAAGUUGGCGUCACUGACAUGUCAUCUAAGAGGAAGAAGAAAAGCAAACGAUUGACAGGACGAAGUAAAUCACUUACAGAUACGAGCUCCAGCAGCAAGCCGUUCUUCUCAGAUGAUAGCCGAAACGUCGGGCGACACGGCCAGCCGUACCUGAGACGCAUCCCCACCCAGGACGAUAUUUACAAGAUUCUGUCUGAGACCAGUGACAUCAGAAGGCCAUCAACUUCAACAGGGGGGCAAAAAAUAUUAUCUCCAUAUGAGCCUUUGCCGGCCAUUGGAGAAAAGUUUAAACCAAUAAAUAACAGUGACGAUGAAGUGUCAGAAAGUCGUGAUUCCAUUUCAGUGACGUCGAAUGACGACAAUGCACAGAAACUCACCAGGGAAGGAACUUACAACGUAUUGAAACCAAAGUUCGUUAAAGGCCCCGUUGUUAGUUUUGCCUUUCAAAACACAGAUGGCAGAUUCAAAGAAAUGAAACAAAAGAAGAAAGAAAUAGCGGAAUCUCAGAAUCAGCUUAAACAGUCGUCUGGUACAGCGGCUUUCGGACCUCGGUUACCCAAAGAGGAUGAAAAUGUUAUUGAAGGCGAUCCAGCGGCUACCCAGCUGCAAGGGAAUACCUCACUCGUCGUCCCUUCAAAUUUCGAAGUUCAAGAUAAGAAAAGCGAGUCAUCGAGUCAAGCAAAGAACUUUCCAAUGCAAAAACUUUAUCAUCGAGACAAGGAAAAGACCGACAGUCGGCGGCUUGCAAUUUCUUUGAUCGGCGUGAGUGGAAACGAGGGGGCACACGAUAAACCGAAAGCGCAAAAUGCCCUUUGGUUUGAUUAGUGAGCCUUCCCUAGUCCUGUUCUAAUAUUUACAAAUUUUAACAAGUCACUCGCUGUUUAUACAGCGCGCGACUUAUUUCAUUCGUAACAAUUACAAACUUGUUGCGAGUUUUUCGACUUCCUAUGCCGAUUGUGGAUUGGGGCAUUCUCGUUUGUGUCGCCGUGUAGUCUUGUAGGUUGUUGCUGAUGUUUCGGAGCAACUUACCGCUUCCAUAUUCAUGAUAUUAUAAACUCACUUCAGUCCUCAAGAUGGAGGCAGUAUGUUCCUCUGUAACGUCGGUACAGGACAGAAUCAUUAGUAAGGUUAAAGUCUGAAAUUGCUUUUAAAAGUAAAAGGCUGGAAGAAAAAUGAAUAAUGAGGACCUUCGUAAUUUGUGGUUGUCGCUGAAUAUUAUCGAUAUUACUGGUCGCUGUUUGAGUCGAACAAACUUUCAUUUCAUUGUUUGUGUCUAUAUUACUACCUGGUCGUUGCUAAGGACGCUUCAACGACAACAUCGCGUGACAGAAGGCAGUUGUAAUUCCCAGAGAGAGCAACGUAAAAAAUAAAAUUCUUAUGCAUUGUAGUAA